AUGGCCCCGAGGACGCUGGGUGGAGGCCGCGUCCUGGGCAGUGGGAAGAAUCUCUCUCCAGCCGUUCCGGCCCCAUCUCCGCAACCCAGGGCCCGCGCCCUCUCGCCGUCUGCGAGCAGUGUAUCCUUGAGUUCGCAAGCCUCCGCGUCGCAGUUCUCGCCGGAAGCUCAGGAUCUCACCUCCCGGAUUUCUCUCGAGAAUGGAGAAACCUCCAUAUCGGCCGCGCCGGCAGCUUCCGCGCCGCAUCUUGCCUGUCCGAUUUGCAGUGAGGAAAUGGUCACAUUGCUGCAGCUGAAUAGACAUCUCGACGAUGCACAUCAAAACCUGGAGGAUGUCAGGCAGGAUGAGGUCAAAGAUUGGUUCAAAGCGCAGAUGGAUAAAGCGAAGCGCUUCCAGCCGUUGGCAGUCUUGAAUCAGAAACUCAAGGGUCUGGACGUGUUUGAAUCGAAUGAGAACUACCAACCGCCGUCCGCCGCUGCGUCCCGGCAGUCAGGCCUGGCAGAACAGAGGCCCCUGGACCCUGAUGAGGUUGUAACGCGCGAACACUGGCAACCACGCGGUCCAUACGACGUCUGUUUCGAGCCAACCUGUGGGAAACGACUCACUGCUACCAACGGGUGCGUCAACUGCAGAAAGUGCGGCAAACUAUUCUGCGAAGAACACACUAUGUACCAGAUGAAGCUUUCCCGGUCAGCACAGCAUGAGCCAGUCAGAGGGUUGUGGUGUCGGGUCUGCGAGACUUGCUACAAGUCAAGAGAGGGAUAUAAUGAUCACAACGGUACGGUGAGGGAUCUAACCGACACUUUCGCCUCCCUACGGAAGCAGACGGUCGACAAGGCUUUCCUGGAAGUUUCACGUCUUGAAAAACGGUUGACUCGAUUAACGCAAGCACUAGCAAAUUUGCCCCCGAUCAGAUCCAAUCUGGUGGAAACAGGCGAUGGCCACUUGGAUGGCAGAACGACCAACGCCGGGCUGUGGAGCAGUCAAUCGUCAGUUGGCAGGAUGAUGCAAGCGUGUCUCGCUGCCCAUUCUGCCAGCAGGAAUUCACAGGCUAUACGUUUCGAAGACAUCACUGCAGGACUUGCGGGCGAGUCGUCUGUGGUGAUCCAGAAACAGGCUGCUCCAGCGAAGUUGAAAGAAACAGAAAACUCUUCGGAGAAAUCCGUUCCGACCAAAAUCAAUAUCGAUGUCAGGCUCUGUAAGGAAUGUAAGACCACGCUAUUCAGUCGACGUGAUUUUGAGGAGGAUCGAAUGAAGAAGCCGCCAGACGUACGAGCGUAUGAGAAUUUAGUACAAUUUGAGCGAGGCAUAAGACUGCUACUUCCCAAGUUUCAAAAGCUGCUUGCUGCUUUGCAAGAUCCUAAUAAACCCCCUUCACCCUCUCAACUGAACGAGGCAGCCAAAGUCCGAAAAAGGCUCAUUGACUCGUUUGCCCAAUACGAUACCGCUGCUCGACGCAUCCGCGACCUCCCUACAGAGUCGCCUACCCAGCAAAGGCUGCAAAAAGCGAUAUACCAGCAAGCCAGCAACUUCCUCCAUCUACACAUGCUCCCUCUCAAAAGUUUACCGAAAGUGCUGAAACACGCCACUCCAGACGGACGCCCGCCACUCAAUAGCAGUGAGAGUCCGAGCGUCAGCGGUACUACUAGUCCCUCCUCAGGCGGUCGUCCUCAAGGCUUUGCACUUGCGUCGAUUAAAUACGGCAGCAGCGCAGCGAACGGCAGUAGUGCCAGCGUGGUCAGCGACAACAGCAGCGCCGUCUCUGCGCUCGAGGCGGAAGAAAAGGCCCUCCGGGAACGCCUAAUGGUGCUGGAGGAGCAAAAGUUCUUCGUCUCGGAGAUGAUCGCGGACGCCAAUCGCCGUCGGAAAUUCGACGAGGUCAGCAGCCUGGCCCUGAAUAUCGAGGACCUGAGCCGGGAGAUCGACCGGAUCAACGGCAUGUUGAACCAGUUAGACUUUGAAGGCGUUUAUACGGGCGCCAGCAAUCAUCAGGCGGCAUCUGGCCAUGGUUAA
Molecule: messenger RNA, 2013 nt
Organism: Rasamsonia emersonii CBS 393.64
Lineage: Eukaryota; Fungi; Ascomycota; Eurotiomycetes; Eurotiales; Trichocomaceae
Product: Vacuolar segregation protein (Pep7)
Exons: 6
Coding region: 1-2013 (670 amino acids)
Biological process (GO): DNA repair
Molecular function (GO): metal ion binding; DNA binding
Source: RefSeq, a predicted model, not a curated record